AUGACGAGCCCCGAUUACGACGUCGUCAUCAUCGGCGCGGGCAUCUCCGGCAUCAACUUUGCCUACCGCCUCAAAGAACGUAAUCCGCAUCUCACGUACUGCAUCCUCGAAGCGCGCAGCGAAAUUGGCGGAACAUGGAGCCUGUUCAAGUAUCCCGGCUUACGCUCCGACUCGGACCUGUACACAUUUAGCUUCCCGUGGAAGCCGUGGGAGUCGACCGACACCAUUGCCGGCGCGCCGCUGAUCCUCAAGUACCUCCGCGAGGCCGUGCAGGAGCAGGGCAUCGAGCAGCACAUCAAGUUCAACCACACGGUGCAGUCGCUCAACUUUGACACGCGCCAAAAGACGUGGACGUUUACCUGCCAGAGGCCCGGCAAGGAAAGCGUCCGCGUGUCCAGCCGCUUCGCGCUCAUCGGCACCGGCUACUACGACUACGACGAGCCGCUCGAGGCCGACAUCCCCGGCAUCGGCAGCUUCCAGGGCCCCGUGGUGCACCCGCAGUUCUGGCCCGAGGACCUCGACUACGCCGGCAAGAACAUGGUCGUCAUCGGCUCCGGCGCCACGGCCGUCACCGUGCUGCCGUCUGUCGCCGACAAGGUCGCGCACGUCACCAUGCUGCAGCGCUCGCCGACCUACAUCGUGUCGGUGCCGCGCGGCGGGCUCUUUGAGAGGGUCACAAAGGCGCUGCUGCCCGCGCGCAUCGCGCACGCCAUCAUCCGCGUCCGCUGGACGCUGCUCGGCUUCUUGCUGGUGUGGUUUUGCCGCACCAUGCCGGCGCUCGCGCGCUGGGCCAUUCUGCGCCGCACCGCGCGCGAGCUGCCCGCCGGCACCGCCCUCGCGCCCGACUUCACGCCGCGGUACAACCCGUGGGAGCAGCGCAUGUGCCUGUGCCCGGACGCGGAUUUCUUCCGGGCGCUGCGCAGCGGCAAGGCGAGCGUGGUGACGGACGAGAUUGCCGCCGUCACGGCCAAGACGAUCAAGCUCAAGUCGGGCCGCGAGCUGACGCCCGACAUCAUCGUCACGGCGACGGGGCUCAAGCUAGCGCUGCUCGGCAAGGCGAAGCUGUCGGUGGAUGGCGCGGCGGUGCGCCUGCCGGACCGCUAUAUCUGGAAGGGCGCCAUGCUCGAGGGCGUGCCGAACCUGUUCUUUGCGUUUGGCUAUGUCGACGCCAGCUGGACGCUCGGCGCUGACGCGACGGCGCAGCUGGCCACGCGCAUCAUUGCCGAGGUCGGCGAGACGGGCAAGACGGCCAUCUGCCCGCGCCAGACGAGCGACGAGCUGCGCACUAUGAAGCCUAGGUCCUUCUUCUACCUGCAGUCGACGUACGUGAAGAAGGGCCAGGCUGUGGUGCCGAAAACGGACUGGGAGGACCGAGAGGAAGAAUGUGCGGUGACAAAGCCAUCCAAGGAUAUAUCGACUAAAUUGAAUUUCAAGAUUAUUUCAAGAGAUUGCCAGGGCUAG
Cordyceps militaris CM01 is the source of this 1461-nucleotide messenger RNA. Its product is annotated as monooxygenase, putative. Bases 1 to 1461 code for a protein of 486 amino acids. Lineage: Eukaryota; Fungi; Ascomycota; Sordariomycetes; Hypocreales; Cordycipitaceae. The transcript has 3 exons. The record is from RefSeq and is a predicted model, not a curated record.